AAUACCAUUUUACCCUUUAAAUCGUUCUAUACGAUUUGAAUAUUUAAAUACCGUACAAUUAACAAUAAGUUACGUUCGUAUUGGACGAAAAAGAAGACUAUGCUUUGAAAUAACGCUUGUUAUCUGCAUGCAAUUUCAUUUUACGCGCUCUUCGAACUCGUUUUUUACCCUUUUAUUCCCCGAAUGUCGUUUGCGCUUUAUAGUUUAGCGUGCAGUUUGAUUUUAACGCGGCGGAUGGGUGGGAAGUCGAAUAAUCCCACCCAAAAACCCUACUCCCUCCCCGUUUGUGUGAUUCAAUGUGGGAUCUUUGCGGCGAGGUUUUCAGUACGAUACGAAACCGUUCGCGACGAGGGCCGAACGAUUCCAUUUGUUUCCGCUUGAUUAUUUCUAUCUGAAAUCGGCUAUUCCGGUCGGCGUCACUUAGAUAUUUUCGUGCAUGACCAAGGAAUAAGUCCGUAGAAGGAGUUUCUGAGGAGAAGAUAUGGUAGCAUUAUUCACUUGCUAUAGAUUUAACGAUCAGUACGAACGCGAACGAACUUGCAGUCCUAUAGAGUACGAUGAUUUACGAUAGACGCGGUGUCCUUGUUCCUCAGGAAUAUGAUUUGGAACGAAAGAUAGAAUUGGAAGUGAAAAUGAAGGAAGGCUCGUCGAGGCUGUUGGCUGCUGCGCGGCAUCCUGCUCAAAGCUUGGAAGCGGCACGUGCUUUGCUUACAUCAAGCAAAAGAAUGACUGCUUACAUGGCCGAGCUGCAACAUCGGAGAAAGGACACAUCCCCGAAAACGACGAGCACAUCCGAAAGUAGAGGCAAAUUAUCCAUCUCAGAUCUAAGAUUUCCUUUGAUGUGGAGGGACUCGGAUCAUUUUAAAAAUCGCGGUGAUCAUAGAAGGUUCGCCGUCUUCUGUCUAGCUCGUGUUGGCACAGAAAUUCACGACACCAGUCUACUUUGUCCCGUCGAUAGAGAACAGACGGACAUUAGCUUUCCCGACGUUUUGUUAUUUAACAAUGUGCCUGCUGAAUUCGAGGUGAUUCUGGAAAUCUACAGUCACGUUCUGCAAGAAGAUCUCAGCAUCGCCAGUACUCCAAGGAGAAUUAGCAGGACUAUUCACUCUUCGAUUUCGAAAACCGUUGGUAGGAAGUUCGCAGCUUCUCUGCGUGACGAAUACGAUUCUAGCAAGACUGGGCCUCAAUUCAAUUUAGUGGCCUAUGCAAAGAUGACUCUCGACGAUAGCGAUACGAAUACACGUACACACGACUUGGUAUUGAACAACUUUGAAAACAAAGUUCACGCCUUACCGCUGUUUGGGCACUUCUGUUGUCGUUUGGCUGUUCAACCAGAUUGUAUUGAUAAAGAGGUUCGUAUAGGAUUCGUAAACAUAAACGAUCAACGUUGCUGGGCACGACUGCGAGGCUUUGAAAUCGAAACUUGGAAAUCAAAGAAGCUAGCAGAAGGAUCGCACGAACCUACGUAUACGAUUGAUGUCAACAAGGAGACACUCGUUCGUCAAUCGAAGUCAAUGUACAACCAAUUGCGAAUAAUCAAUUCUGUAGACGGGACCAAGAAACGCGAUACUAUUGAAUUCAAUACAAAAGAGGACCUUCAAAAAUGGUUCGAACAACUGACAACACGUAUUAACGAGCAUUCGAGAUGGAAACACGCAGCGGUAAACUUACAGCGAAUUCCGUGUUCUGAUAAUUCAAGUGGGAAUACGAGUGCCAGAAAUUCUUUUGUUGGCAACCGUCAAGGAUCUCUCUAUGACGAAACACCUUUGAUAGAAUCGAUUUUCCCGAAUUCUGUGUCGAGGAUAACUAAGCCAAAGGAAGCGUGCAAACUUGCCUCGGAAUAUCAUGGUUCGGUUGGUAGGGCAUCGACGACAGUACGCCCUCGACCGUCGAUUAUAGAGUACAAAUCUCAUUGGCAAUUUACUGAUACGAUUCAUCACAGAUGAAUGUGGUAAAAAUAUGUAAACUAUUGGUAUCUCGAAAUGUUUACAAUUUUGUUUUUCGUCUAUUUGCGAGCAGUAACACAGUAAAUAUAUAUAACUUGAUCUGCCUAGACGUACAAAGUACAUAUUAUGUGCAUUCGAUUAUCGAUUAAACACUAUAUGUUUAUAGAAUAUAUGAAUCUCUCUAAAGAUUUUAGAUUAUAAAGUACACGUUUAAUA
Hylaeus anthracinus is the source of this 2162-nucleotide messenger RNA. Its product is annotated as rhotekin-2-like. Bases 558 to 1946 code for a protein of 462 amino acids. The transcript is spliced from 8 exons. The record is from RefSeq and is a predicted model, not a curated record. Gene Ontology annotation, biological process: mitotic cytokinesis; septin ring organization; actomyosin contractile ring assembly. Gene Ontology annotation, cellular component: actomyosin contractile ring. Lineage: Eukaryota; Metazoa; Arthropoda; Insecta; Hymenoptera; Colletidae.